AUAAGCUUGUUUAUAAUGAAGAGAGAGGAAGCGGAAGUUGUGGCCUGGGUGAUAAGGCAGCCUCCAGCUCGGCUGUGCUCGCUCCCGGAGCAACUAGAAAUGACAGCCGCUACAAGCGCCGUGCUGCUGCUCCUGGUGGUCUCCGCCGAGGCCAGCACCAGGCUCGACCCCGGGACCUCGCCCUCCAAGAGCCGCCAUGGCGUGGUGCCCUUGAGGCCCUGCCCCGCCGGCCAGCUGCGAGACCACAAGGGCGUGUGUCGCCGUGUGCUGGGGUCCCCUCGUGCCAGAGGUACACUCUCCUACCUGCCUCGCCCUCAUAGAGCCCUCAUGGCGUGGUGCCCUUGAGGCCCUGCCCCGCCG
Molecule: messenger RNA, 360 nt
Organism: Bacillus rossius redtenbacheri
Lineage: Eukaryota; Metazoa; Arthropoda; Insecta; Phasmatodea; Bacillidae
Exons: 1
Coding region: 16-345 (109 amino acids)
Source: RefSeq, a predicted model, not a curated record